AUGGUAAGGAUCUGUGGAUUAUCUUGUCUGUUCGUUGGCUUCAUGUCUUCUCUUGUUUCGUUCCAACAGAAAUACUUCAUCUUGGCUCUGGCUCUGGCUGGCUGCGUGGCCGCCGACUCUGGCUACAACUACAACUCCUUUGCUCCAGCUCCCGCUCCAGUGGCUGCUCCUGCUCCCGCCCCCGUCUUCCACCAGGCUGCCUCUGCUCCUGCCCCCGUGAGGACCUAUGUGCCCCCAGCUCCAGUCCACCAUGCUGCCGCCUCUGCCCCUGCUCCCGUCCAGUCUUUCGCUCCCGCCCCCGCACCAGUGGCUGCCCCCGCUCCAGUCUUCCACGCCGCUGAGUCUGCUCCCGCCCCUGCCAGGACCUAUGUGCCACCUGCACCUCAGGUGCACCACCACGCUCCUGCUCCCGCUCCCGUGCAUCAUCAUGUGGCCGCCUCUGCUCCCGCUCAGUCCUUCGCUCCCGCUCCAGCGCCCGCUCCCGUUCAGUCCUUCGCUCCUGCCCCGGCGCCCGCCUUCGAGGCUUCCGGUCCCGCAUUCGAGGCCGUCGCUUCCGCCCCAGCUGCAGCCACCUCGGGCUACGACUACCACCAGCCCGCCGCCAGCCAGCAGGGAUACAAGUACAAGACCAUCCGUCGCCGUGUCUACAGGCACCGCGCUUAA
Drosophila serrata is the source of this 663-nucleotide messenger RNA. RefSeq lists its product as uncharacterized. The record is from RefSeq and is a predicted model, not a curated record. Lineage: Eukaryota; Metazoa; Arthropoda; Insecta; Diptera; Drosophilidae.